AUUGCCCCUCAUGUUGAACAUUACAAUAUAGGGGAACAAAUGGAGUUGAUCUGUUCUGCUGAAUCUAAUCCACCCGCCCAAUUCAAUUGGUUUUUCAAUGGAAAAAAGUUGAAUAAUUCACCCACAUUCUCUGAUACUGCGUCCCUCAAUCAUAUUGGAACCUAUACCUGUCAUGCAUCUAACUCAUAUACUGGCCUGAAUCGCACCAAAGAGAAGAAUCUUAUGAUCUAUGGGCCACUCCCCAAACCUACCAUCAGCAGCUCCCACAUGAUCCCAGUGGAGAACAGAGACACUGUCUCAUUGACAUGCCUGGUUAGGGAUGAAAUUCAAGUUGUGACAUAUCGGUGGUUCAUAAACGAAAGUGCCGCAUCUGGUAACAGGAUACAGCUGUCCCCGGAUAACAGGAUACUCACCAUACGCACUGUCACAAGGAAAGAUGAAGGAUCUUAUGUGUGUGAAAUCGAGAACCCGUAUACUAGCAAUAGGAAUGUUCCAUUCACACUGAAUGUUGCCUAUGGCCCAGAUACCCCCAUGAUUGUCACUGCAAUCGAUCAUUACAAUGUAGGGGAAUAUAUUGAGUUGAGCUGUUCUGCUGUAUCUAACCCACCUGCUCAAUUCACUUGGUAUCUCAAUGGGAAAAAGUUCAGCAAUUCAUCUACAUACUCUGCUAAUGCAUCCAUGGAUCAUGCUGGAACCUAUACCUGUGAGGCAUCUAACUCAAUUACUGGCUUGAAUAACACCAAAGAGAAGAGUCUUACAAUCUAUGGGACACUAUCCAGACCUACCAUUAACAGCUCCAACGUGAUGCCAGUGGAGAACAAGGACAAUGUCUCAUUGAUAUGCCAGGCUGAGGGUAUAAUAGUCAAAUACCGGUGGUUCAUAAACAAACGUGCCCCAGCCAGUGACAGGAUAGAGCUAUCCCCGGAUAACAGGACUCUCACUAUAAACAAUAUCACAAGGAAAGACAGAAGACCCCAUAUGUGUGAAAUUGAGAACCCAACUGGUAGAAAUAGGAGUUAUCCAUUCACACCAAAUGUUGCCUAUGGCCCAAAUACCCCCCAAAUUCUCCCGACAGUCAAUCGGUAUCAUGUUGGGGCAAAUAUUAUUUUGAGCUGUUCUGCUGAAUCUAACCCACGUGCUCAAUUUACUUGGUUUCACAAUCAAAAAAAGGUGAGCAAGUCAGCUACAUUCUCUGCUACUGCAUCCCUGGAUCAUGCUGGAACCUAUACCUGUUUUGCAUCUAACUCAUAUACUGGCUUGAAUAGCACCAGAAGGAAGUUUCUUAAAAUCUUCAGAGACGAGAAUCUUCCAGUCUAUGCCCAACAUACAAUCUAUGAGAACCUGAUGCAACCUGACCAAACUAUGUAUAGCUCCAGCUUCAUCAUAGAGAAUGGCACUGCGGUCUUGACCUGUGAUGUAGGGGAUGAAUAUUUCCUAGAUGUUCGGUGGUUCUUCCAAAACAAGAAACUGAUUCUAAAUGAAAGGAAGAUUUUGUCUGACCGUGGUCACACUCUCACCAUCAAGCCUGUCAAGAGGGAAGAUUUGGGAGCUUAUCAAUGUGAAAUCUGGAAUCCAUUCCUUGCCAAUACAAGUGGCUUAUUCAACCUGACUGUUGUCUAUGGACCAGAGCAAAUCAUGAUUAGUCCAAAGCCUGUUCAUGGCCAGAUUGAGGCCAUAUUCAAGGAGAAUCUGACUUUAGAGUGUCGAGCUAAUUCUCAACCACCGGCCCAGUAUAUAUGGCAAGUGAAUGAUUCUUCUAUAUCUGGAAAUUCCUCUAUAAACAACUACACUAUCUCCCAAGCAUCUUGGGAACAUGCAGGAAUGUAUACGUGCAUAGCAGUGAACAAAAUGAGCAACGCAACAAUUUCUACAAAAGUCACAGUCAGGGUGAUAUAUAAGAAGGCUCUUUCUGGAUGGGCCAUUGCUGGCAUUGUGAUUGGAGUCCUAGUUGGAGUGCUUCUCUUCAGUUUCCUGUUAUUCUUUUGGCUGUUAUUCACAGAAUCUUCACGAGAAGAAGGUGAUGAAACCUAUUAUAGCUAUCUAUAGCUCCAACUUCAUGAUAGAGAAUGGAACUGCGGUCUUGAUGUGGAACACAGAGAAUGAAUAUUUGAAUAUAGCCAGAGAGAAUGCUGGCACCUGAGAAAUGGAGCAUCUUUUUUGUAGAGCAACCAGGAGGAAUUGUUCACUGGCUGGGUUGUAGGAAAGAAGAUAUUCCAAAACAGAUGUUAUGAAAGCAAAAGGCAUCAAUAAAAAUAACAAAAAUUAUUCAAAAAAAGAAAUUGUCCGAGUGGAGACAUCCAAGUGGAUUCGAGGGACAAGAAGGUCUGAGCAGAGAGAUCAGGACUAGAGAUUUUGAUUCAAAAGAGAGGUGCUACAGUGGAUUUUUUCAGGCCAGACUAAGCUGCCUGCCCCUUUUCCCACUCUUGGCAGCCUGUCCACUGGUAUAAUGAGGGCAGAGGGGCACACUGUGUGCCCCAACC
This is a messenger RNA of Gracilinanus agilis (Agile Gracile Mouse Opossum), 2480 nucleotides long. Its product is annotated as carcinoembryonic antigen-related cell adhesion molecule 5-like. NCBI's taxonomy places the organism in Eukaryota, Metazoa, Chordata, Mammalia, Didelphimorphia, Didelphidae. Bases 40 to 2046 code for a protein of 668 amino acids. The record is from RefSeq and is a predicted model, not a curated record. The transcript has 11 exons.